Messenger RNA from Archocentrus centrarchus (flier cichlid), 945 nucleotides. RefSeq names its product Fc receptor-like protein 5. The coding region runs from base 97 to 945 and encodes 282 amino acids. Gene Ontology annotation, molecular function: transmembrane signaling receptor activity. Gene Ontology annotation, biological process: cell surface receptor signaling pathway; immune response. Gene Ontology annotation, cellular component: external side of plasma membrane. Lineage: Eukaryota; Metazoa; Chordata; Actinopteri; Cichliformes; Cichlidae. The transcript is spliced from 6 exons. The record is from RefSeq and is a predicted model, not a curated record.
CACUGAAACCCGCAGUCAGUCAGGAAGAGGAGGGUUUUAUCACCUGAUGUGACUGUUAACUGAUCAAAGGCUUGAUUCAUUUUGUAAAGCAGCACCAUGAAGGGAGCAUCUCUACUACGGCUGAUCUUUCUGAAUUCACUGCUGAGCUGCACAACAAACCAAGCUCAUCUGAAUGUGAGUCCCAGCAGCUCUCAGCUGUUUACAGAUGACUUUGUGUCUCUGAGCUGUGAGGAGGACGACAGCUCUGCUGGAUGGACUCUGAGGAGAAACACAAGCACAGAAACCAGAGCUGAGUGUGGAGCUGGGUUUGGAAAGCUAAUUGGUUCUUCCUGUGACAUCAGCUACAUUGACCCACUGGAGAGUGGAGUUUACUGGUGUGAGUCCAGAGAGGGUGCCAUCAGUAACAUGGUUAACCUCACAGUCUCUGGUGGAUCAGUGAUCCUGCAGAGUCCUGUCCUCCCUGUGAUGGAGGGAGAUGACGUCACUCUGCUCUGUCAAACAAAGACCACUCCCUCCAACCUCACAGCUGCUUUCUAUAAAGAUGGCUCCCUCAUCAGGAAGCAGCCUACAGGUCACAUGACCAUCCAGCAUGUUUCCAGGUCUGAUGAAGGCCUCUACAAGUGUGUGAUCAGCGGUCAUGGAGAGUCUCCAUCCAGCUGGAUCACUGUCACAGAAAAAUAUACCACAACACCCAUGGCCACCUCCUCUGUCCCACCUACCAUUAUGCCUGUGCAGACCUCAAUGACCCAUCCCAAACUUCUCUUCAGAGUGGUCCUCCACCUGGUGGUAUUCUGUCCAUACUUCAUCUCCACUCUUCUGAUGGUGUCUUUAUACCGACACAGAGGAAUGCGCCUGCAUGUCUCUAUGGUAAAGACCCCAUCCACUCAGGCUGGACAGGGAUUGGAUAAUGACUAUGAAGAUGUAACUAUCCAGGAUCUUCUCUGA